Messenger RNA from Oryzias melastigma (Indian medaka), 1279 nucleotides. RefSeq names its product anterior gradient 2 (gene agr2). The record is from RefSeq and is a predicted model, not a curated record. The transcript has 8 exons. Gene Ontology annotation, cellular component: endoplasmic reticulum. The coding region runs from base 608 to 1102 and encodes 164 amino acids. NCBI's taxonomy places the organism in Eukaryota, Metazoa, Chordata, Actinopteri, Beloniformes, Adrianichthyidae.
ACACCUGAGGGUAAAUGCGUAAACCUGGUUUUAUGAUCAAUUCUUGUGGACUAUUGCAAAACUUUUUAAAGUGAAAAAAAGUCAUAAUGUUGAACUUUUUCUUUAUCUUUUUUUUUAAUCUAACAUAACUUCGUUUUAAAAAUGUUAACACUGUGUAUUGUUUCAAUUGCUACAGAUUUUUCUAUAGCCUGAAACAAAACUAUUAGACCGUUUGCUGUGUGGCUCAGCAAUCAAAGGGGAAUUGUUAAAAAUUAAUGAAAAAAAGGGUUUUUAAAAAGUUUUUGACAAAAAAAAAUAGUUGGAAUGAUCAACACCUCACAACGACCCAGUUAUUGCAGUGAGAAGCAAAGAGAAUGUUUUUGCAUAAGUGAAAAUAUUUACAUAGACACACAGUGUGUGGCAGUUACUGAUAUGCAGGUUGUCGUUUUACAAAAAAAAAAAAAGUCUGUAAUGUUCAUGUGAGAGACAAAAAAUAAUUCUGGACCUCAAAUAUUUAAGGCAUUUUUGAUGUAAAUAGUGCAGUAAAUCAAUAUUUGCUUGGUAAGCCUUACUGUCAGUGGAGGAGGUCAAAGGUUUCCUGUAGAUCUGCACCAGUCAAACCUUCAGGAUGAUCAAAGCAACACUUCCGGUGCUCCUGCUGGCUCUGACUUCCACCUUUGCCAAGUACAUCCCAAAGACGGGCCGGAGGAUCCCACAAACCCUCUCCAGAGGAUGGGGUGACCAGCUGAUCUGGGCUCAGACAUAUGAAGAGGCGUUGUACUGGUCCAGGUCCAGGAACAAGCCUCUGAUGGUCCUGUUCCACCUGGAGGACUGCCCCCACAGCCAGGCAUUUAAGAAGGUGUUCUCUGAAGAUGACAAAGUCCAGAAAAUGCUGGAUGAGGACUUCAUCGUCCUCAACCUGAUGUACGAAACCACUGACAAGCACCUCUCUCCUGAUGGACAGUACGUUCCACGAAUCCUGUUUGUGGACCCCUCCAUGACCGUGAGGGCUGACAUCAAUGGUCGCUACGGCAACCGCUUGUAUGCCUACGAGCCAACCGACAUGGGUCUCUUGUUUAGUAACAUGGAAAAAGCAAAGAAGUUGCUGAAGUCUGAGCUGUGAGGAGCAGCGGCGAGCUGCCCAUCCUGACGACGAGUCGUCACCCCUGGUUCUGGCAUCCCACAGAAGACAGCGCACUGCAAAGUUUCCUCUCCCCUUUAUGUUUCCUGGAUAGUUUAUAUUUGUGUUACUGCGACUGUCCAUUACCAGCUCUGUUGAAUAAAUGCACUCUUGUUAACA